Colletotrichum godetiae is the source of this 1104-nucleotide messenger RNA. RefSeq names its product beta-ketoacyl synthase. The record is from RefSeq and is a predicted model, not a curated record. The transcript has 5 exons. Gene Ontology annotation, biological process: secondary metabolite biosynthetic process; fatty acid biosynthetic process. Gene Ontology annotation, molecular function: fatty acid synthase activity; 3-oxoacyl-[acyl-carrier-protein] synthase activity. NCBI's taxonomy places the organism in Eukaryota, Fungi, Ascomycota, Sordariomycetes, Glomerellales, Glomerellaceae. Bases 1 to 1104 code for a protein of 367 amino acids.
AUGCCGUUCAUUGACGAGCCCACCCGUGCAAAAAGCACAUCUCAGCCCAUUGCCAUCAUCGGCAUCGGGCUGAGAGCCCCAGGCGAUGCUUCUGACCCGGAGAAGUUCUGGCAGAUGCUCUUGGACGCUCGCUCUGCACGGUCCGAGAUUCCAAAGGACCGCUACAACGUUGAUGGCUUUUACCAUCCUGACCCUGAAAGACUUGGAAGCAUCCAGCCCAGGCAUGCGCACUUCUUGAAACAAGACUUCAAGGUGUUUGACGCACCGUUUUUCUCUGUCACACCCAAGGAAGCUAAGGCUAUGGAUCCGACGCACCGGAUGCUCCUGGAAGCAACAUACGAGGGGUUUGAGAAUGCUGGUCUGAGACUGGAAGAUGUCUCGGGAACUCAAACGUCAUGCUACAUUGGUACCUUCACCGGAGACUUCCCCAACCUGCAAGCUCGCGACAACGAGGGACCCUCCAUUUACCAUGCUACCGGCCUUUCUUCAUCCCUUGCCUCAAAUCGGCUUUCGUGGUUCUACAACCUCAGGGGUCCCUCUAUGACGAUCGACACUGCAUGCUCAUCUAGUCUGACGGCCUUCCACCUGGCUUGUCAGAGCAUACGCACAGGAGAAGCAGAGAUGAGCGUUGUUGCUGGCGCCAAUCUCAUGUUCGGCCCAGACAUGUCCAUUCUGCUCGGUGCCGCCAAAAUUCUCUCCCCCGAGGGAAAGUCCAAGAUGUGGGAUGCGAACGCCAACGGCUUCGCCCGCGGAGAAGGAUUCGGCGUCACUAUUCUCAAGCCCUUGGAUGCCGCGCUUCGCGACGGCGAUACCGUCCGUGCUGUUGUGCUGGCCUCGGCAGCAAACGAAGAUGGAAGAACCCCUGGUAUCUCCCUGCCGAAUAGCGAAGCUCAGCAGGAACUUAUACGCACUGCAUACCGCAAAGCUGGUGUUGAUCCCGCAGAGACUGGCUACGUUGAGGCACACGGCACGGGAACGCAAGCUGGCGAUCCUCUGGAAGCCCGUGCUAUUCUCAAGACGAUAGGAGAUCAGCCCAGUCGCAAGUCCGAGCUGUAUGUUGGCUCGGUAAAGAGUAUGUUCAGCCCCGUUUUGAUGUGUCUUUGA